This is a messenger RNA of Rhagoletis zephyria (snowberry fruit fly), 1551 nucleotides long. RefSeq lists its product as uncharacterized. The record is from RefSeq and is a predicted model, not a curated record. NCBI's taxonomy places the organism in Eukaryota, Metazoa, Arthropoda, Insecta, Diptera, Tephritidae.
AUGACUCAAGCCAUUCAAAGCUAUCAAUGUUCGAUUGAUCAUGACUUACACGCUGCGCUUCAACGAUUUUGGGUUCAAGAAGAAGCGCAACUAUCCGCACAAACAAUCUUUUCUAUAGAAGAACAAAAGUGUGAAGAUCAUUUUUGUAACAGCCACUCAAGAAACUCAUCGAAGAGAUAUGUAGUUCGUCUUCCCUUCCAGAAGUCACCGAAGGCCAUAGGAGAUUCUCGACCUGCUGCCUCUCGAAUGCUGUCUAGCAUGAUAAGACGCUUCUCAUGUGAUCACAAAUUAAAAUGUCUAUAUUCUGACUUUUUAAGGGAAUAUGAGUCGCUGGGUCAUAUGACACGCGUACCAGAAAGCAUCCCUGAACCACAACAGUUUUACUACUUGCCACAUCACGGCGUUCUUAAAGAAUCUAGCAGUUCUACUAAGCUGCGAGUUGUUUUUAAUGGCUCAUGUCGCACAAGUAGUGGCUGUUCUCUGAAUGAAGGAGAUCUUCACAUCGGUGCCAAGCUGCAGACAGACUUAUCCGAUGUGAUUUUGUGGUGGCGACAAUUUUCGUACGUCUUUUCAGCCGACAUGGAGAAGAUGUUUCGGCAGAUUUUGGUUCAUCCAGAUGAUCUGCGUUUUCAGAGAAUUCUUUGGUCACCAGAAUCAUCUCAGAAGACUUUAAUAUAUCAGUUGGCCACUGUUACUUACGGACUUGGUCCAGCGCCUUUCUUAGCAAAUCGCGUAAUGAAGCAAUUAACCAAAGAUGAAGGACAUCGCUUUCCCCUCGCAACAGAUGUUUUACUACGUGGGACUUACGUGGAUGAUUGCUUUGGCGGAGCGGAUUCCCCUCAAGAUGCAAAUGAGGUGAUUCAACAGCUAGACAACCUUUGCAAAUCAGGUGGUUUCGACCUACUUAAAUGGACAGCGAAUGAUUCAACGAUCUUGGCUGAUCUCUCAAUCAUGCGUCAUGCCUCUUCAACAUCAAUAUUCCUCGAUGGGAGUCCCCUAUUUAGAACGUUAGGAAUUAUAUGGAAUCCUGUCUCUGAUGCCUUUGUGUUUUUGGCAAUAAAUACCGAAAACGAUACAACGCCGACUAAAAGAAAAGUACUCUCACGCAUUGCGCAGGUUUUCGACCCAGUAGGAUGGUUGGCACUCAUUACAGUGCGCGCCAAAAUUUUCAUGCAAGAACUUUGGCUUACAAAACUCUACUGGGAUGAUCAACUUCCCGAGUCGCUCUCCCAACGCUGGAAUCAGUUCUUAAAUCAACUUCAAGAUAUCUCUCACAUCUCCAUUCCUCGUUGGAACGGAACCUCUGCAAACAUGCUUACUUUGGAAAUACAUGGCUUUUCCGAUGCCUCUCGAGACGCUAUGGCAGCUGUUGUUUAUCUUCGUGUACUUAACAAAACGAAUGAUGCUACAAUUUCUCUCAUUACAGCAAAAACAAAAGUUGCCCCAAUCAAGAAAAUGACGAUUCCUUGGCUUGAACUUUGCGCUGCAACUCUACUUACAAAACAAGUGGCUCACGUUGGAGAAGUGCUAAAUAUAUCGCAAGCACCCUGA